AUGGUAAAUCUUGUUGUGUUCUGUUUAGGUUUGUUUCCCGCUAUACUGAAUCUUGCCAGUAAUGCCGUUAUUACCACUAAUGCCACAUGUGGUGAAAUGGGACCAGAAAUGUUUUGUAAACUUGUAGAACAUGUGCCAGGGAGGCCAAUACGCAACCCUCAAUGUAGCAUCUGUGAUGAGAACAGUUCCAAUCCCAAAGAACGGCACCCGAUAACCAAUGCAAUCGAUGGCACUAAUGAUUGGUGGCAAAGUCCCAGUAUUCAGAAUGGCAGAAUAUAUCACUGGGUCACCAUAACACUGGAUUUAAGACAAAUCUUCCAAGUUGCAUACAUAAUAAUUAAAGCAGCAAAUUCCCCACGGCCAGGUAACUGGAUAUUAGAACGUUCUCAGGAUGGUGUUGAGUUCACGCCUUGGCAGUAUUAUGCAAUCAGUGACUACGAGUGCUUGAGUCGAUACAACGUGACACCAAGACUUGGGCCACCAACGUACAGAAGGGAUGAUGAAGUGAUUUGCACGUCAUUUUAUUCAAGACUUGUGCCACUGGAACAUGGAGAGACCAAUGACAUGACCAGCAAGGACAAUUUGUUGGAAAUUCUUGUCUUUGAUGAUCUCUUCAGCCUUGCGCCAUUCAUCACCUACUGUCUGAUAGUGAAGAGAGUUUGCGCGGUGUUUGGAGGUUUAGUAAAAUUUGAAGAAGCUUGCCAAUGCCAUCCUGAAAGCUCUGUUUCAGGCAUUUGUCGCCACGAGACUGGCAUAUGUGAAUGUAAACCAAAUGUGUUUGGAAAAAGAUGCGAUCAGUGCGUGCAUGGAUUCUACGGUUUGACGUCUGGCAUUGGAUGUCUCCCCUGUGAUUGUAACGAGUCAGGCUCCGUUUCAGAUGCUUGUAAUGAUGCCGGGCAGUGCACCUGCGUACCUGGAGUAGCUGGACUCAAGUGUGAUGUUUGUGCCCAUGGAUUUUAUGCAUACCAGGAUGGCGGCUGCACUCCUUGUGACUGUGCACACACCCAGAAUAACUGUGAUCCUGAGUCUGGAGAGUGCAUCUGCCCUCCUCAUACGCAUGGACCCAAGUGUGAAUUCUGUGACACCAACUACUGGGGUCAUGAUCCAGAACUUGGAUGUCUGGAAUGUAACUGCAGCAAAGAUGGGUCCAACAGCCUCCAGUGUGACCUUUCAACUGGCCAGUGCCAUUGCAGAAAGGAAUUUGGUGGACAGAGCUGCAGCGCCUGCCUGUUUGGAUAUAGGAAAUAUCCCGAGUGCGUUUCUUGUGACUGUGAUCCCGAAGGCACGCAGUCUGCAUGGUGUGAUGAUGAACGGAAGGUGUGCAGCUGCGUGGAAGAGACCGGCGAAUGUGCUUGUAAGGACAAUGUGGUUGGAAGUUAUUGCAACGAGUGUAAGGCUGGCACUUUUGCUCUUCAUGCUGAGAAUCCACUGGGCUGUUCCCUCUGUUUCUGUUCUGGAGUAUCCCAGCUUUGUGCCGAAAUGGAAGGCUAUGUCCGCAUACCUGUAAAAUCCUGGUCAAACCCAGAGAAUUCCAAGAUAUGAAUAUAACAUAAAAAUUUAUUGUUGAGCCGUAAAGGUCUAAUGUUUGCGGUUGCAUUAACAGUCAUUCUUUUUAUUUUGUCUGGCAAUGUAAACCAUGUUUUACACUUUUAUCUUCUAUUUAUCUUGCCACAGAUUUUGGCCUACGGUGGAAUGCUGUCAUAUGUCAUUACUUAUUAUGCUCUGGGAGAUUCUGGUUCCUCUGAUUUUGAGCCCCAGAUUUUAAUGAAAGGUGGGAGCGCCAGCAAACUGAUUAUAUCUAUGUACACCCCUGCUCCUGGAAACGCGGUGAGAGCGGAGAUUCAAGCCAGCAUGACAGAGAAUAACUGGAGGUAUUUUGAUUCUGAACAGACUGUAACAAGAUCAGAUUUCAUGUAUGUUUUAAACAACAUUGAUUACAUUCUAAUCAAAGCAUCUUAUGGAUAUGGAUUACAACAAAGCAGGAUCUCUAAUAUAUCAAUGGAGAUUGCGGUGGAGACAUCAGACAUGCAUUCUGGCCGAGAAGCUGCUCAUCUCAUUGAGGUCUGCGAGUGCCCCCCUGGUUAUAGAGGACUUUCAUGUCAGGAGUGUGCACCUGGAUACUAUAGAGAGAAGCUCUCAGAAAUCAGUAUCUUAGGGUUACGUUUCCAAAACCCUCCCUGUGUCCCCUGUCAGUGCAGCAACCACAGCGAGAUCUGUGAUCCAGAUACUGGCAGAUGCAUGGACUGCCAAGAUAAUACAGCUGGUGACCACUGCCAUCUAUGUGCUCCUGGCUACUAUGGGAAAGUAACUGGGUCAAUUGCAGAUUGCUCAUUGUGUGCUUGUCCCAAGGGCAACAGCCAGAGUUUUAGCCCCACAUGCGUCCUAGAAGGUAUUAAUGAUUUCCGUUGUGAUGCCUGUCUACCUGGAUAUGAAGGGCGAUACUGUGAAAGGUGUUCUCUUGGCUACUACGGAAAUCCAAAUGAGCCUGAUGGCUUCUGCCAGAAAUGUGACUGCAACCCAAGCGGCUCAUUGAAUAAUGAAUGUGAUCGGCUAACCGGCCAGUGCAUUUGCAAAACAGGAGUAACUGGCCGUCUUUGUGAUACUUGUGAAUUAAGACACAUUCUUUUGGAAGAAGAAUGUAUAUUGCCUUCCUCACCUGUUGUCUCUGAGUCUGUGCCAAUAAGAGUCAGCCCAAUAAUAUCCCUGGACAAGACAAUGGAGCAGCUCAGUUCUUUGUCUAAAGACACCCUCCAACUUGAGCAGCACAUGGAGCAGGUGAUAGGUGAUGGAGAAGCACUGAACAAUGCCACCAUCAGAACUCUGAAUAAGACUCAAGAGUUAAUCGGCUUUAUUGACAAAAUGCAAACGACUAUUCAAGUAUUGGUGGAAGUGGUCGAAAGCCUAAAUGAGACGAGCAUUGAUACACAGCUCUCUGACAAUUUGCAAUUAAAUUAUGAGGAUGAUGUCUCCUUAAUGCUCAGUUCUAUGAGGUCGAAAUAUUUUGAUGAUCAAAGUCAAGAUGCUACCAAAACCCUCAAAGUAUCAGAAGGCUAUCUACACAGAGUUGAGAAAGAAUAUGAGAAGCCACACCAAGAUUUAACAAAGUUAAAAAAUAGUCUUGAAAAUGCCCUCGCACAACGUAACAACAAACUACUGGCAGCGGAGGAUUUGCUGUAUGUGGCAUCUGCAAACACCAACAACACCAACGAUCUGCUGGUCAUUAUACAAAGAAAUCUGGCUGAUUUGAGGACAAAAAAACACGACCUUCAGGAAAAUAAGAACCGUUCUGUGUUGUUGAUUGAGGAAGGUCUUGGGCUGGUGGAUGAUGCAGUUUUGCUUGCAGAGGACACCAUUAAUGCUACAUCUGUUUUGGAGACCCACCAAGAGGAGCUUCUUCUUUGGAAUUCUAAACUGAGACACCAUGUAGAUCGUCUGGUAAUGCAGAUGGCCAAAAGAGACGCACUUGACAUGGUCUAUAAGGCAGAAGAUUAUGCAGCUGAACUACACAAACUUUCUGCUUCUCUAAAUAGUUCUCUUUUAGAUGUAAGGAAUGCCUCUUUGAAUGCCACCAGUGCGAUCCAUUCUCACACAGAUAUCAAAAAUAUGAUUGAGCAAUCAGAGGUUCUUGCAGAACAGUGUAACCACACAGUUACAGGAGUCCUGGCAAUGGUUUCAGGGGCAAAUGGAUCUUUACAAGUUGCACCAAAAAAUUCUAUGAAGUUCAGCACACAACUUCUGAAUGAGGCCAAAAAUUUAAGUCUUAGCACGGAAGGUCUUGUGUCUGAUUUGAACGAUCUGAAAACAAAAGCAGAUACAAUACAAAAACGCACUCAUGCAUUUACACGUCAAAUAAGUGAACAGCUGCUGGCUCUGAGAAAUUUACCAAAUGAUACCAGUGAGAAACUACAAGAUGCUAAAGAGCUUGCCUUGUCUGCCAAUGUCAGUGCAGCUGGCACUUUAAACCAUAUCACGAACUUCAACCAAAAGGUGUUAACUGCGUCCUCUGCGCUGUCCAAAGUCAAUGACACGCUGCGGAAAACCAACGAGCUUCUAGCGGACUCAUCCAAGACGACGGUAACAGCGGAAAGCAGAAUUAAAGAAGUGGAAACACAGGCCAACAUUUUAUUGGAUAGACUGAAACCCUUGAAAUUGCUUGAGGAAAACCUAAGCAGAAAUCUAUCUGAAAUUAAAGAGCUUAUUAGUCAGGCCCGUAAACAGGCCGCAUCGAUUAAAGUGGCUGUUUCAGCCGACAGAGAUUGUGUACGCUCUUACCACCCAGAGCUCUAUUCUACACAUUUCAGCACUCUAACUCUUAAUGUUAAGACCGGCGAGCCGGACAACCUGCUUUUCUACCUGGGCAUCAGCACGAAAGCUGACUUCAUGGCGGUAGAAAUGCUGAAAGGCAAGGUUUCCUUCCUUUGGGACCUGGGCGCAGGAUCUGUAAGGCUCGAAGAACCUGAUAUCCAGAUAAACAAUAACAAGUGGCAUAAAAUACACGCAACAAGGUUUGGUAAAUCAGGUUCAUUGACUGUGGAAGAAAUUGGCACUUCUCAGAAGCCCACAGCCAAAAUGUCAUCUUCACCUGGUACAUCAUCCAUACUCCACAUCGAUAACUCAACAUUGAUGUUUGUUGGGGGAAUAGGAGGACAAUUACAGAAAUCAACAGCAGUCAAGACCACAGAUUUUAAAGGUUGCAUGGGCGAGGCGUUCCUUAAUGGGCACUCCAUUGGUUUAUGGAACUAUGUUGAGAGAGAGGGCAAAUGUGGUGGAUGCUAUGGAAGCCCACGAGAAGAAGAAACUGCUUUCCAUUUUGACGGCAGUGGAUAUUCUAUUGUAGAGAAGACGCUUCGUUCCACUUCAUCUCAGAUAGUUAUCCAUUUCCGAACAUUCGCUCCAAAUGGCCUUCUUUUGUAUCUUGCUUCCAAUGGAACACGAGAUUAUUUAUCUAUGGAAAUGGUGGACGGUAAACUGAGAGUAUCUGUCGAAUUGGGAUCAGGACCUCUGAUACUGAUGACAGAUGGACGCUAUAAUGAUGGAGCAUGGCAUAAAGUAGCCUUCCAGCGCAACAGGAAGCAAGGUAUACUGGCUGUGAUGGAUUCCUACAACUCAACCCAGAGAGAAACCAAGCAAGGAGAAGCUCCAGGCGUUGCUUCAGACCUUAACCGGUCUGAUAAGGAUCCUAUUUAUAUUGGUGGACUUCCCAGAUCCAGGAGUGUUAGAAAACAGCUUAGCAGCAGGUCCUAUGUGGGCUGUAUAAAGAACUUGGAGAUUUCCCGCUCAAAUUUUGACUUGCUAAGAAAUGCCUAUGGUGUAAGAAAAGGCUGUAAACUGGAGCCAACUCGUAGCAUCACCGUUUUAAAAGAUGGCUACGUGGAAAUGCAGCCAGUAUCAUUGGCAGCAGAAUCAGAGCUAAUGGUAUCGUUCUCCACACUCAAUGAAUCUGGAAUUAUCGUGGCUGGAUUUGGCAAGGGAGCGGAAAAACGCAGUCGCAGGCAAGCUCUCUUGCCAUUCUUUGCUAUAAUGCUGGUGAAUGGACAUAUUGAAUUCCAUAUCAACCCUGUGGAUGGUGCCAGCACAAGAAAGGUCAUCAUCAAAUCUCCUACUGGAACCUUUAGUGAUGGACAAGAACACUCUAUUAUUGUCAUCCGGAACAAGAGACUUGUGAAUGUACAAGUGGAUGAAGGAAAACCUUCCGAGGUGAAGAUGAACGGACCAUCUGUCGAUUCCAUCUCUAUAAAUGCUUCCAAUUUUUAUGUCGGUGGCGUCCCUGGUAAAAUGGGUACAGCCCCCCUCAAAACAAGCCAGUCUUUCUACGGAUGUAUACGCAAUCUGGUUGUAAAUAUGGAGCAGAUGGAUUUCACCAAUGUCCUGAAAUAUGAGGGGGUUCAUAUGGAUAGCUGCAUGCUGUCAGAGAAGCCUAAAUCCAUUGCCCAGCUGGAAGUGGAAGUUCUGCCGACUGCAACGCCUGCUCAGCCUGUCACAGAGAGAAAAUUAACUACCCCCAUACAGAAAUCAUUUGUAACUAAGCCAUUGCAGUGUGCACUGGAGAUGAUGCCGGACCAUGUGCCAGAUGCUCACCAGUUUGGCCUCACUCAGGGAAGCCACAUUGUACUGCCUUUUGACCAAUCAGCUGUCAGAAGAAAACUCUCUGUACAGAUAACUCUCAGGACAUAUGCCACCAGUGGUCUUAUUUACUAUAUGGCUCACCAGAACCAGAUGGAUUACGCUGCACUUCAACUUCAUGAAGGGAAACUUUAUUUCUUAUUUGAUAUGGGAAAAGGACGGACUCAGGCUUUCCAUACGGCUGUUAUUAAUGAUGGAAAGUGGCACUCAGUAAUAACAGAAUAUUAUAAAAGAAAAGGUACGAUUACUAUUGAUGGUCAGGAAUCAGCAUCAGUUAGUGCUCCAGGGGACAGCAAUACUUUGGAUGUGGAAGGGAAGCUUUAUCUUGGUGGGCUUCCACUAGACUAUACAGCGAAGAGCAUUGGGAAUAUCACACACAGUGUCCCAGCAUGCAUUGGCAAAGUUGCCAUUAAUAACAAACAACUGGAUAAGGAGAGCGCUAUCUCCAUACACGCAGUAAAUAAGUGCUACGCAUCUGUCCAAGAGGGAACUUACUUUGAUGGAACUGGAUUUGCUGCCCUUGUUAAAGAGGGGUACAAAGUCCGCUCAGACGUAAACGUGUCUCUCGAGUUCCGCACUACACAGAUGAACGGUGUUCUUCUUGGAAUUAGCAGCGCUAAAGUUGAUGCCAUUGGCCUGGAAAUCAUACAUGGCAAGGUUUUGUUCCAUGUUAAUAAUGGUGCCGGCAGAAUAACAGCAGUGUACAAGCCAGAGAGCCCCAGCUCUUUAUGUGAUGGCAAGUGGCAUAAGCUUCAGGCCAGUAAAAUUAAACAUCGCAUUGUCCUUACGGUGGAUGGAAAUGUUGUGAAUGCAGAGAGCCCACAUGUCCAGUCAACCUCUGCAGACACUAACAAUCCGAUUUAUGUUGGAGGCUAUCCGGCUGAUGUGAAGCAAAACUGCUUGACCAGCCAGACCUCAUUCCACGGAUGCAUACGCAACAUGAAACUGGUGAAGGGCACGCAGACCGAAGCCAGUGAUUUCAGCAAAGCCUUUGAAAUGCGCGGAGUCUUUCCUCAUUCCUGUCCUGGAACAGAACAAUAAACAGGAGACAUAUCUCCUACAUAUACAUUCAUCGAACAAGAUGUUAU
Messenger RNA from Spea bombifrons (plains spadefoot toad), 7211 nucleotides. Its product is annotated as laminin subunit alpha-1-like. Gene Ontology annotation, biological process: cell adhesion; regulation of cell adhesion; regulation of cell migration. The record is from RefSeq and is a predicted model, not a curated record. The transcript has 48 exons. Gene Ontology annotation, cellular component: basement membrane. NCBI's taxonomy places the organism in Eukaryota, Metazoa, Chordata, Amphibia, Anura, Pelobatidae. Gene Ontology annotation, molecular function: signaling receptor binding.